This is a messenger RNA of Myxocyprinus asiaticus (Chinese sucker), 5321 nucleotides long. RefSeq names its product epidermal growth factor receptor substrate 15-like. Gene Ontology annotation, molecular function: calcium ion binding; cadherin binding. The record is from RefSeq and is a predicted model, not a curated record. NCBI's taxonomy places the organism in Eukaryota, Metazoa, Chordata, Actinopteri, Cypriniformes, Catostomidae. Gene Ontology annotation, cellular component: plasma membrane; cytoplasm; clathrin coat of coated pit. Gene Ontology annotation, biological process: endosomal transport; endocytosis. The transcript has 25 exons. The coding region runs from base 49 to 3159 and encodes 1036 amino acids.
CCCAUUGCCUAUCACAACGCAGAAUGAGCUAGUGGGAACAGAAACACUAUGGCUGCUUCUCUGUCCCUGACUCAGCUUUCAAGUGGGAAUCCUGUUUAUGAGAAAUACUAUCGGCAGGUAGAUCCAUCCGGCAGUGGCCGUGUAGCAGCUGGUGAUGCAGCUUCAUUUUUAAAGAGAUCUGGCCUUGCAGACCUAGUCCUUGGCAAGAUAUGGGAUUUGGCAGAUUCAGAGUGCAAAGGCUCACUGAACAAGCAGCAAUUUUUUGUUGCUCUCCGUUUGGUGGCGUGUGCUCAGAAUGGAGUUGAUGUGUCUCUUAAAAGCCUAAAUGCAGCUGUCCCUCCCCCAAAAUUUCAUGACACUAGCAGUCCUCUUCAGUUUGGCCCCGUGCCAACGGACAGCCCAUGGGUAGUCAAGCCAGAGGAAAAGUUGAAAUUCGACACCAUCUUCGACAGCCUCUCUCCAGUUGGUGGCAUGCUUACGGGCGAUAAGGUCAAACCAGUGCUCCUCAAUUCUAAACUCCCAGUGGACGUUCUUGGCAGGGUUUGGGAACUCAGUGACAUCGACAGAGAUGGAAUGCUGGACAAAGAUGAGUUUGCUGUGGCCAUGUAUUUGGUAUACCGAGCCCUGGAGUCUGAGCCAGUUCCCAUGUCUUUGCCUGCCGGUCUGAUUCCACCUUCAAAAAGGAAAAAAGUGUCCUCGCCCCCUUUGAUGCCCCUCCUACCAUCACCUGCACAGCAUAAAGAGAGAAGUUCCGUCCACUCUAGAUCUAAAACACUGCCAGCUAAACCUACCCCACCACAGUGGGUGGUAUCUCCUGCGGAUAAAGCCAAAUAUGAUGUGUUAUUCACCAAGACAGACAUUGACAUGGAUGGCUUGGUAUCAGGUGCUGAAGUCCGAGAUAUAUUUCUCAAGACGGGUUUGCCAUCUGCCACCCUGGCACGCAUUUGGGAGCUUUGUGAUGUAGGUGACAUCGGGAAGCUGAACAGAGAGCAGUUUGCGUUGGCUCUACACCUAAUCAAUCAGAAGCUGUCAAUGGGAAUAGACCCGCCCCAGACUCUCUCUCCAGAAAUGAUCCCUCCGUCUGAUAGGCUAGCACGACAGAACAAUGCCUUGUCAGUUCUGGCGGCAGAUUUCUCCGCUAUUAAAGAGUUGGACUCGCUCAGUAAUGAGAUUAUGGACCUACAGAGGGAGAAGGGUGCAGUGGAACAGGAAAUCAAAGAGAGGGAGGAAACCAUCCGACAGAGGACCAGCGAAGUCCAGGACCUGCAGGAGGAGGUGCAGAAGGGGUCGGAGGAGCUGGGCCAUCUGCAGGCAGAGCGACAGGAGGUACAAGAGAAGCUGGAGAGGCUGGAUGAGCAGAAACGCUCUCUAGAGGAGCAGCUCGGACUUCUACAGCAACAGUGCAGUCAGGAGAGCCAACUGAUCCAGUCAUUACAGGCAGAGCACUCAGAGCAGGAGCAGAGAAUCUGUGACUACGAGGAGGAGCUAUGCAGGGCCCGGGAAGAGUUGCUCCAUCUGCAGGACAAGACGCGCCGUCUAGGAGAGAAAGUCCAGUCUGCCCGUGAUCAACUCUGCCCCCUAGAGGAUGCUGUAAAAGAAUCUCACACACAGAUUGCUCAGGAACAGGAGCGAUUGGCAGAACUCAGAACAGAGGAGAGAGAAGUGACGGCACGGCUCACCUGGAAAGUUCUAGAGGAGCCAGUGCUCGUCAAUGGAACAGUGCCCUCUGAGCACCCAGAGAAACUGCAGUGGCCUCAACCUACACCACAGCUGGCAGAGAAACCCAAAGAGGACAAAUGCCAAGUUGAGGAGGAACAGACGUCCAUGGAAGAGCCGCAGGAGCUCAGAGUCACUGAGGAGCAGCCCACAUCAGAAGCGGAGGAGACAGAGGAGCAGGAGCCUAAAGCUGAUCUUUUUUCCAUCGACCUUUUCACAAGUGCUGUCUCCACUGUCAACUCUACUGCUAUGGCUUGGCCUCAGGGCAACAUGGAAAGUGCAACAAGCCCAGUAACCACUGAGCCAGACGUAGAAGAAGAAAAGGAAAAGGCAGAUGAGCAGCCUGCCACCAGCACACCAAAGGCAGAGUCUAUGGAGCCUGAAAAGAAGGAAUCUGCCCUGCCAGCUAUAGUCCCGCCCACCAACCUGCCAGCUGGUCCAAGCGUUGACUUUUUCAAGUCUGACCCCUUCACUGAAAGUUACCCAUUCACUGAUGACCCUUUCUCAAAAGUUGACAUUUCUGAUCCUUUUGGUGGGGACCCCUUCAAAGGCACCAACCCAUUUGCGACAGACAACUUCUUUAAACUGUCUUCAGUUGAUUUCCCUUCGGGAGACCCUUUCAGCUCCUCUGACCCAUUUAGCACCACCACAGACCCCAAAGAGCCUGAUCCAUUCACAUCCAGGACCAGCAAUGCAGUCGCGCCAGACCCAUUUGCUUCUAGCAGUGGUAGCAUCCAAGACACAGAUCCAUUUAGAUCCAAAAUGGAUGCCCUGGCAGACUCUGAUCCCUUCAGCUCAGCUGGCACAGGGCACGAUCCAUUUGGAGGGUCAGAGAUUCCUGCAAGAGAUGGGCCAGUAGCAGCCAAUGAUCCUUUUGCACAAAGAGGAACUACAGUGGUCGCUAACUCAGACCCGGAUCCAUUUGCCGCAGUAUUUGGCCACGAGACUUUUGUUGGAGGUUUCGCAGACUUCAGCAGCUUAGCUAAGUCUAAUGGCGCUGAUCCAUUCGACUCAAGUACAAACCAGAAUUUAUUUAAGGAGGACACUCUGUCAGACGUGCCCCCAGCAUUACCACCCAAAACCGGAACACCCACCAGACCACCCCCUCCACCUCCAGGUAAGCGGUCCAACAUCCACAGAUCGGAGUCAUCGGAGUCAUUUCAGAGGGGCGGUCUGUUAAAUGCCCAGGGUUCUGGAGAAUUCUCUUCACUUCCCGCUAAAGACUCGGUACAAGACCCCUUCGCCCCUUCCUCGCCCCUCCAAGCACCGCGUGACCCCACUCGAUUCGCCAGCUUUGACAAAAACCCCACAGAGGAGGACAUGAUAGAAUGGGCGAAGCGGGAGAGUGAGAGAGAGGAGAGGGAGCGCGUGGCUCGUUUGACCCAGCAAGAGCAGGAGGAUCUGGAGCUGGCGAUUGCCCUCAGCAAGUCUGAACUGUCCUGACCCAAACUGGACACAGCACCAUCACCACCACAACCACCGAGCCACACUAACAGGCAGGGGGAGGGAAGAAGGCAGAGCUUUAACCAUCUUUAUUAGCAGAAUCCUUAGUUCCUCCUUCGUCUCCAGCCACUUGGUAAUCAUUUAGGAUUCCAGCUCUGUUCGUCCACUGAGUUCUUCUGAAACUGACUGGAUAGUGCAUGAAGGCCAAGUGAAGAUGGAGGAAAAGGUAACGGAUACAUUGCUGCCUUGAAACCUCUGGUGUGACUCCCUUGGAUUUUUAAAUAACCACAAAUCUAGAGACCUCCAGGAAUCUCCCGCUUGCAAUUUGGACUGCUUAAAAUCCAUGUGACUGUGACCCAUCAAUAGUAAAAUGACUUUUGUCUUUUUGAAAAGUGUUUUUGAACAAUCUAUCCCCCUGUUCCUAUUUUAGAACUAAUUGUAAGGUUACCAAUGCAAUGAAUGUGUUUCGUUUAUCUGUGAAGUGGAGUUACGGUUGAAGAAAUCCAUAACAAACAUACUCAGUCCCAUCCACUUUUGGGGUAAUAAUAACAACACAUUUGUGCAAAGUUUAAAAGCAAUCUAACUGGGCAGCUUCAUUCACUUUUCAAAGUUUCAGAGAAAGUUCUCUGACACGAGGUUUAUGGUGGGCAUGUCGAUCCAGUCUCAGGAACAUAUCCCACAAGCCUUAAAAACCUGCAGCCUGUUCAGUGGAAUUUCAGCUUAGGUGCUUGCUUCUUAAUUCCAUUGAAACAAUAUCAGCUUACAGAAACAGAUACUGGAAUUGAAUUUUUUACCCUACUAAAAGUUCAGAACAGCACAACCGCCGUUUAACUCUAUGCUUAAUCUUUAUAAUCUUACAGUACAGCAUUUAUACUUUAUUUAGACCUUUUGAAGAAUGUCAAAAAUCCUGAGAAACUACUAAAAGAGUCACUAUUUGACACAUUACCAAUUUAUGAAGAGCUGUUAUUAACAAUGAAAAUAUACACAUCUGUGAAUUGUAUGCCAGUAAUCUUGUGCUACAGUGUAUUCAUAUCCUAAAUAAUAUUCUAUAUUAUCAACAAAAAAACAAUGUUUUAGUAAAAUGCAAAAUAAUAGCAGUUUGCUUUACACUUGUGACAGAAACAAAAUGCUCCCUUCAUCUUCCUCCUAUUGCCAAGUGCCCAAGCAAUAAGAUGAGAUGAUUUAAAAUCCUGGAACAUAAAUGGAGCAGAUCUUGUAACCUGCAUUAGAGUUCCAGAAAGCGUUGAGUAAAUUUGAGUAUAUCAUUUUUAACCCUUUUUAAUAAGGUUGCAAUGUCUUUUCUAGUGCCUACUGUGAGUCCAAGAUGAUCAAUCAAUCUAGCUUUUAGCUUCAUAGCAUUACUCUUCACAGAAGCACCCUGAAUGCUCACUUUGCUAGAUGUUUUCUGUGUCAAUUAAGAUAUAAAAACCACUAGCUUGUGCCACUUGCCUUUUAUUCAUCCUUUAUUACUUCUGAGUCACUGCCACAUUUUGAAAAACAUUUUAAAACUAUGUCCUAGGUACUAAUAAUGCCCACAUGUCACAGUUUUAUAUGCACACAAAUUGGUUUAAGCUUUGCCAAUACUAAAUUUCAAAUUCUUAUUACUGAUCUGUGUAAUUUGUAACAUGACUUAACCAUUUCAAUUGUCUGUAUGUAGUUUCACCAGUAGGUGGAUCUACCAAAACACUAUCUGCAUUAAGCCUGAAAAACAAGAACCUGCUUUCUAGGUUCAGCCUCAUGGACAUUGUCUGGACUCUGGAGUUUUUAAUGACUAAAGGGUGGUAUCUGUUUCAUGUUUGUACAAUAGAUUUGCUUUGUGAAAGUGUUCUUUCAGACAGACUUUAUAUAUGAAAGCAUUUGACAGCAAGAUGCUAGAAGGGACAAGAAAGAAUAUGCAUUUGUCUAAUAAUUUGUUAAAAGUUUACAGUAUUGACCUUUGACAUUUAAUAUUUACUUUUUGGUUUAGGACACUAGCUUGGCUUUGGAAUAUGUGGCGGAGGUGAAAAUAAAGCACAAAAGAUAGAAGGGAACAGCCAACCUCUCCAGUGUCUAAUCUUUUUUUUUUUUUUUUUUUUUUUUUUUGCCCAACGCAACAUUUACAUGAAAAUUAUAAGGAUUUGGAGCAUUACUGCCAAUGUAGACAGAAAUACAGCAUUACAAAA